This is a messenger RNA of Bombina bombina (fire-bellied toad), 576 nucleotides long. RefSeq names its product ATP synthase membrane subunit k (gene ATP5MK). Lineage: Eukaryota; Metazoa; Chordata; Amphibia; Anura; Bombinatoridae. Bases 161 to 340 code for a protein of 59 amino acids. The transcript is spliced from 4 exons. The record is from RefSeq and is a predicted model, not a curated record.
GUCCUAUCCAAUCGAAUCCUCGUGUUUCCUGACAGGCAUCACUAAAAGCCAAUAGGAAGAGAAAUCCAGGGGUGGGACUUAUUUUUCUUGUUACAGUCGAAGCCUCUGCAGAUCUUGAAGGACAUUCAUUGCCUUGGUACAGAGCUUGGCAGAAUCAAACAUGGGAGGACACGAUGCAGGAACUCACCAUCAGUUCACUGGUAUCCAGAAAUACUUCAAUGCAUACACAAUUACAGGCCGGCGAAAUUGUGUGCUGCUUACAUAUGCAGGAAUAGCAAGUCUUGUACUUUUCUUCAAACUUAAACCAAAGAAACAGAAGCCUGCAAUUACAGACAAAUAAUGGAUCUGUGGACCUAUGACUAGAAUACGAACCAUCUGUGUAUGUGGAAACUCUCAUCCCAAUUGACAAUAAAAUAAGUUUUGUGGACUUGUAUUCUUUUAUUUACAAAAUUGUUUAAAAAAAAAAACAAACCUGUACAAAAGGAGGCAGUGAUGUCCCACCUGUAAUUCACUUAACAGUUCAGCAUAGCACUGUUGGAGGUAUAUAUUUAAAUAAAUCUUCACUGUAACUUGUCA